Molecule: messenger RNA, 2938 nt
Organism: Hemicordylus capensis (graceful crag lizard)
Lineage: Eukaryota; Metazoa; Chordata; Lepidosauria; Squamata; Cordylidae
Gene: PAX3
Product: paired box 3
Exons: 9
Coding region: 48-1502 (484 amino acids)
Biological process (GO): regulation of transcription by RNA polymerase II; anatomical structure development
Molecular function (GO): RNA polymerase II cis-regulatory region sequence-specific DNA binding; DNA-binding transcription factor activity, RNA polymerase II-specific
Source: RefSeq, a predicted model, not a curated record
GCAAUACGUGGAUAUAAUACGCUUAAGAAAGUCAAGCUGCGUCCAAAAUGACAACUCUGGCUGGAGCUGUCCCAAGGAUGAUGCGACCAGCUCCUGGACAGAAUUAUCCUCGCAGUGGGUUCCCAUUAGAAGUGUCGACUCCGCUGGGCCAAGGCCGAGUCAAUCAGCUCGGGGGCGUUUUCAUCAACGGUAGGCCUUUGCCCAACCACAUCCGCCACAAGAUCGUGGAGAUGGCCCAUCACGGCAUCAGGCCUUGCGUCAUCUCUCGCCAGCUGCGAGUGUCGCAUGGUUGCGUCUCCAAGAUCCUCUGCAGGUACCAGGAGACCGGCUCCAUCCGGCCUGGGGCCAUCGGGGGCAGCAAACCCAAGCAGGUGACAACGCCGGACGUCGAGAAGAAAAUCGAGGAAUACAAGCGGGAGAACGCGGGCAUGUUCAGCUGGGAGAUCCGGGACAAGCUACUGAAGGACGGCGUGUGCGAUCGAAACACCGUGCCUUCAGUGAGCUCCAUCAGCCGCAUUUUGAGAAGCAAGUUUGGGAAAGGAGAAGAAGAAGAACCCGAGCUGGAGAGGAAGGAAGUGGAGGAGAGCGAGAAGAAGGCCAAGCACAGCAUCGACGGCAUCCUCAGCGAGAGAGCUUCAGCGCCUCAGUCAGAUGAUGGCUCAGACAUAGAUUCGGAACCAGAUUUGCCUUUAAAGCGAAAGCAACGCCGUAGUAGAACAACGUUCACGGCAGAACAACUAGAAGAGCUGGAGAGAGCGUUUGAGAGGACCCACUACCCAGACAUUUACACUCGGGAAGAACUUGCGCAGCGAGCUAAACUCACUGAAGCUCGUGUCCAGGUAUGGUUUAGUAACCGUCGAGCUAGAUGGAGGAAGCAAGCUGGGGCGAAUCAACUGAUGGCUUUCAACCACUUGAUCCCAGGUGGCUUUCCACCUACUGCCAUGCCAACUCUGCCAACAUACCAGCUGUCCGAAUCCUCCUACCAGCCCACCUCUAUUCCACAAGCUGUAUCCGAUCCAAGCAGUACAGUUCACAGACCUCAGCCUCUUCCACCAAGCACUGUACACCAAAGCAGCCUCCCUCCAAACCCUGAUAGCAGUUCGGCGUACUGCCUCCCAAGCACAAGGCAUGGCUUCUCCAGCUAUACAGACAGCUUUGUGCCUCCAUCCGGGCCUUCCAAUCCUAUGAACCCUGCCAUUGGCAAUGGCCUUUCACCUCAGGUAAUGGGCCUCUUGACUAACCAUGGUGGUGUACCUCACCAGCCCCAAACUGACUAUGCCUUGUCACCUUUAACUGGGGGCUUAGAACCAACCACUACAGUAUCAGCUAGCUGCAGUCAAAGGCUAGAUCAUAUGAAAAGUUUAGACAGCCUGCCUACAUCCCAGUCUUACUGUCCACCAACAUACAGCACCACUGGUUAUAGUAUGGACCCUGUCACAGGAUAUCAGUAUGGACAAUAUGGACAAAGUGCCUUUCAUUAUCUGAAGCCAGAUAUUGCAUAAUGAACUGUCCACUUCAAGCUAAAGCUAGUCUUGUUUCUGGUCUCACUCCAAUAUUUGGAAUGGAGCGAGCUUCUCACCAAAAUGAGGCCCAGAAUGGAGUGAUCACACUAGAGAUAACGGGACUGUUAUGUUCUUUUCUCCAAUCAAUGCUUUCAAUAAGACAUUUGGACAUGCUGGGCAAAGCAGCUCAGAGGACAAAGACCACGAGCAAUAACAUACAUAAAAUGCAGCACAGUUCAGCAUUGGUUUCCAUUAAAAAAUAAUGGCAGAGAGUUUGAAACUGCUGGCUGAAGUAAGCAUUCCAUUUUUUCAGGUCACUAAAGAAUCAUGGAUAAAUUUGGACACAGUGUUCUCAAAUAUGGCAGCUGAAUGCUGCAGGCUCCAGCUCCAAUGCCGACACUCAACUCUGCUCAGUUUGCAAAGCAUGGGCAGGAGAACAUUGUUUUACACACUGGAAACUGACCUCGAAAGGAAAUGUUAAGGUCUGUAGGAAGCUAGACUAGAUGUUUGAAGCCUUCCAGAAAUAAAUUAUGGGUUCUCUUCUUGUUCUUUGUAAUCAUAUUGUUGAUAAAUGUCACAGGCAAGGUUUUUCUCUUGCAUUACAGCGACUGAGAUAUUGUGUAACAUGAAGACAAGUUUUGCAAGGUUUUUGUGUGUGUGUGACGUUUUCCUAGUCCAUGUUACCUCCUCAAAGAAACAAGCAAAAAAUACAGAAUAACUUUGAUUUCCAUGACAGCUUAACAAUGUGCAAUAUGGCGUACCUCACCAAGCUUUGGUAACAUCCAAGGCAUUAUAUAUAGAAUCAAAAUUAUAUUUUUCCAGGUACUUUUAUUUUUACAGUACAUAAUUCACUAUAAGAUGCUGACAUGUCGCAGUCUCUUGUUAGAUGACAAAUCUCCAGUUGAUUAGUUCAACAGGUGUCCAUUUUGGAGAGAUAAAUACAUUUAAAAAUCAUUAUGUUUACAUUAUGUUUAGCAAAAUGCAGGGCAUAAAGCACUAUGUCCCUGUAGUUGUCAUAUAAUUUUAACUUAUGCAGUGGCAUCCAAUAUAGAAAAAAGUCCAAUGGAAACCAAGGUUUACAUACGUUUUGUGUUGUGACAUUUUCAAAUGUCAAUAAAUUUGUGUUUUGAAAUGCUAGGAGGUACAGGAAGAUGGCAGGCAGUGUUAUUUAUUUUUCUUUAUUCUUGGAACCAUGAGUGAGGUAGGGCACAAAUACAUUCCUUUUAGCAUUCAAGUCAAUGAAAGUAGUGUAUUAGUAAGAAUAGGUUAUAGUACAGAGAUUAGUUCACACAUUGGUCUUAAAGGGUAAUGGAACAAAAUACUAUCUUUGUGUUGCAGCCUCUACCAACAACACGUGUGUUGUAAAAAAAAGUCUCAUAUUAAAAAAGUGCAGUAAAUAUUUACUAUUUAUAAUGAAUAAACAGCUAUGAAAACUU